UCUCCCUAAUGGCGAUCACACACUUUUGGCUGUCGUUUCUUCUUUUUCCUGCAUUUCUGGUCCAAAACGGUAGUUUUACUCUAGUUGUUAACAUUAAAUCAAAGGAUGGUGAGAUAGUGCAGCAGACUUUUUCCGCAGAUCCCGAAAAAGACUUCGUUACCAUCGAUUACAAAAGUAACGAGAAUAGGUUCGUUUCAGUGUACAUCGACUUCCGUCAGAAACGAAAGAUAUUUCAAGUUAUUGUCCUUGGAGAAAUGGAUAAAGCAGAGAGUUCUUAUGAAGCCAUGUGCUUUGUAGCUGAACUCAAAGAAGAAGAAUUCAUAUCAUCAGAUGCUAUGUCAAAACUCAGACAGAAAAACCCAAGUACAAUCAGGGUUCCUGAAGAGGAUGUUGCCAGUGAAUCUCACAUCAUGGAUCAUGUGGUUUUUCUGGAUGCAAAUGUAACAGAAGGAACCAUCGGUCAGCUAUGCAAAGAUGCUGGAAAAGUGCUCUUUAGUGGAACUAACACAAAACUUCUGUUAUUAGGAAAUUCAACCCUAGAAGAUCUUGAUAAACUUGAGUUGGCAUCACAAGAUCAAACUGGCUUUUCAAAGGUGCUAAAGCCAUGUAAAAAUACACCAGAACUGAGUGCAGAGUGCAUCUGUAGAGUUGAAGUAUGUCUAAGUUGGUAUCCAUGUCACUUGAAACUCUGCCAGGGGGAAGAUGACAAUGGACAACUAACAGAAUACCGCUGUGGAAUCAAAACUUGUGGAAAAUGCUAUGAAUUUGACUUUUAUGUUGGGGAAAGGCGACAAUGCUUUUGGGAUACAAAUUAAUUAUAAUUUUAUCUUUUACAAUAGAUAAAUCAGUGUAAAAUAAUAUUGUUAGUUGUGUAUAUUGAAGUGUUAACACUUGAAAUUGUGUUUUGUAAAUGUAUUUAUAAAGCCACGCUUGGAAUUUUCAAAGAAUCAAUGACUCAGAAUUUUCCUUUACAGUAGGACCAGAUCCCUUAUUGACCAUUCAGAUAGGAUAAAGGAAACAUUUAUAAAUAACAACUUGGCAAAUUUGCAAUCUCUCUUUUUGCUCAGCAAGCAAAGCAGGCUAUGAGAUACUGCCAGAGUGACUUUUGUUCAAACAUGCAAGAUAUUUGAGCAGAUACAAGAGGAAGGUUUUCCCAGUCUCUUACAGUUUGUUUCCCUUACAGUUGGUGCACCCUGCAUGUCUCUAGGCAAUAAAGUGCCAGUUUCCUUUGCGAAGGGAGCAGGGAGUGCUAAAAUACACCUGUCAAGUCUGCCUGUAUUUCGAAUAGGAUGCUCUGGAUCGGGAUUACUGAUCCCCUUGGGGGUAGGUUAGGCAAAUCACUGGCUCUCAUCGGCACUGGGUUAUAAGUUACCAAGCUACAAGAAAUUGGCUUGCAAGCUGAUCAAUUUGUUCCAGGCCCCUCACUUGCUUUUCUCCUGCAAACUGGCUGAUUGUCUGCUGUUGCAAUGAAAGCCGACUCACUAGCCUCCUGUCCUUUACAUGAUUGAAGCCAUGUGAAAACCAGGUUGAACAUUAAUUAUGGCAUAGCAAUCAAUGAAUUCCAAUUCAUGGUUAAACUUUCUUGAUUUCUUGGUUUGAAAACUGUAUGGUCUUUUACUGGGAAUGUUGGUCACUGUAAAGAUUACUUAUAACAAAAAAAAAGUUUAUUUAAUUUUAAUACUCUAAUGGUUUCAAUUGUCUUAAUUUAUUAAUUUGCAAAACUUGUUUUGCAUUUUGGGGCCUGAUUAGCUCACUAAACAGUUGGAAUGUGUAGUUGGAAUACGUUUGUUGUGAACAGAAGACAUUUUCUACUUUUCUGUUAAAUUUAUCAUAGGAUUACAUUAGAAAGUGGGCAUACUCGAAGUUUAAAUUGAAGAUGGUUUUAAGCUUAAAAAAAAAAGAGUCUUCACCACAAAUAUUCCGUGUGCAGAGUAUUACUUAAAUGUACACUUACCAGUUGGUGUGUUUAACUUAAUGUUUGGCUAAUCCAACAUAACAAUUUCUGAAAAGCUAGACCUUUUAUACCAAACACUUCAAACUUUUACAUCACACAGUUGCCUCCCCACAACUUAAAAAUUCAGCUGAAUGAUUUCAUUUUAAUUUGUCUUCAGGUCAUUUCAUUUCUAAGAGUGAUAAACUUCUAAUUUCUCUCCACAGUAUUACCCCUAAAUCAAACAUAGAGGUCACGGGAAUAAAGGAAAUGAUCAAGAAACUCAAUGAGCUCUUGAUUGCAAGACAAAUUCUCCUUGUCUGUACCCUUAGAAAUGUAUGGAGAACAGUAUAGGGAACUUGGAUACUGAUCUUAGGCUGUAAAGGGUUAAGGGUAUAAACAGGGUAAUCCCAACCACACUUUUUUUACAUCCUCUGUAUUUCCUUUAGACAAUAAAUAUUUACAUAUUUUUUGUGAGAAGCUUAUCUAAACAUCUAAUCUCUACAAUUCAAACUUUGCCACAACUAGUAAUAUUGUGCCACUAUGCAAAAGAAACAACAUUGCUUAAUUGUAAUUCUCCAUUUGCAAGGCCAAACUGUAAUUUCUUUUACUCUAACUGGAUCUGAAAUAGCCUGUUCCAAAUAUUCAUUUGGUAAAACAAAGUGUAACAGUAAACAGCAGUAUAGUAUGAUGGCAGAUGAGUGAAAAGGAGAGGGAGGUCUGGGUCCGGUCACAUUCUUUACCCAACUUGACCCAAACCCCACUCACUUUUUCACUCCUCCAUUACCAUUAUGCUAUUUUGCUCUGUUUCACUAACUGAAUGCCUGGAGUAGGCUAGAUCUAAAACUUCACAACUUCCCCACAGAAAGGCUUUGGUUUAAAUUUAAGUGCAGAUGUGUAUAUGUUCCGGUCAAACUUGAAAUAAAAAAUAUCAUGAU
Pocillopora verrucosa is the source of this 2868-nucleotide messenger RNA. RefSeq names its product out at first protein. The record is from RefSeq and is a predicted model, not a curated record. NCBI's taxonomy places the organism in Eukaryota, Metazoa, Cnidaria, Anthozoa, Scleractinia, Pocilloporidae.